AAUCCUUUCCACUUGGUGAAACGUGGACAUUGAUAAAUUAUCUGAUCAUUUUUUACACUAAAACGUUGCUCUAAUAUGUUGUUCCUCUUGCUACCAUCUUGCUGUCAGCUCUAAGUGUUUUGCACCAUAUAAAUGGGAACAAUCAGUGGCGUCUUCAUGUUAAUCUGGUCUGUCUAAACCCAGUGAGAGGACAGAAUCAGUCAUCUGAAUUGAUCUCAAGUAAUUGGAGGCUGAGGGAAGARAAGUCAAUGGACCAUGCAAAGCAGAACCAACAGCUGCUACCUGUUUCCAGGUAUAAAGAAAGAAAAAGGCUACUGACUUCAUGAGGGAUCACUGUCUGUCAGGCACAAGUUCAGCUUCAGAGCUCUCAGCCUUCCUUACCUGCCAUCAGGAAUGCCAUCUAAUGCGGAUGUCCGUGGGAUGCUCUUUCUGUCGCUCACCRUUGUUGGAGUUCCUGGGAACAUGGCGGUCAUUGUUGCCUUCCUCCUUCUUAUCCUCCAAAAGAGCUGGCUCCUUGCAGCAGACGCCAUCGUCCUGCAUCUGUCCUGCACCAACCUGCUGGUGGUGCUCGUACGCUGUCUGAUGGAGACGCUGGCCUCCUUCCACCUGGCCAAUGUCUUUGGAGACGUUGGCUGCAAAGGUGUGAUCUUCAUCUACAGAAYGUCCAGGGCCCUCUCUAUCUGGCUCACCUGUCUCCUUAGUGCGUAUCAGUGUUUGAGUAUUGCCCCUCCUGGAUCAAAAUGGGCCUCUGUCCGCAUCUUAGUGGCCCAAAAUUUACCAAUUGUGUUCCUCUUCCUCUGGGUCCUCCAUACUGGCACGAGUGCAGGGGCCAUAUUGUUCUCUGUGAGCUCCAAGAAUGACACUGCUGUGGCAUCAAGCGCUGUCARGGUGGAAUUCUGUUAUGUGAAUUUCCCAUCAGAUAUCCUCAAAGAGGUUUAUGGGGCGAUACAAGUGAGUAGAGAUGUGGUGCCUAUGGCCCUCAUGACUCUAACCAGCCUUAUCAUUCUUGUUCUCCUCUACAAACACAGCCAGCACCUCAAGGGGCUCCGUGGAGCCGGCCAUGCUGGUUCAGGGACCUGCGGUUCCAAGCAGCGGGCUGCUAAAGUCGUAGUUGUGCUCGUGACCAUUUAUGUUGUUCUUUAUGGGGUGGAUAACGGUCUUUGGGUGUACACACUCACUGUGAGGCGCACRAUGAGCUCCUCGCUGAUCUCUGACCUGCGUGUGUUCUUCGCCUCGCUGUACGCAGCRCUGAGCCCUCUGGUUAUCAUCGCGUCUAACAGGAAGGUGAACAGCAGGYUGAGGUGUGUAGCACAGGAAAAGCCUUUGCUGGGAAAAACGGCUCACCUUCGUUCUAUAUGAGGGCAAUCGGGGACGGUCGAUUGCACACAUGGCUGGAGGUGAAACCGAAGCUGAGAUGAAACUGAGCUUUUCUGAUAUCUGGGUCAUGUGUAGGUUAUUCUGUUGAAAUCCCACUUUCUGACAAGARUUACUUCAUCUCUGCUAGUACAUGUUAGAGUUGAAU
This is a messenger RNA of Poecilia reticulata (guppy), 1522 nucleotides long. RefSeq names its product olfactory receptor class A related 2 (gene ora2). Lineage: Eukaryota; Metazoa; Chordata; Actinopteri; Cyprinodontiformes; Poeciliidae. The record is from RefSeq and is a predicted model, not a curated record. Gene Ontology annotation, biological process: G protein-coupled receptor signaling pathway. Gene Ontology annotation, molecular function: pheromone receptor activity. Gene Ontology annotation, cellular component: membrane.